Molecule: messenger RNA, 2037 nt
Organism: Pocillopora damicornis (cauliflower coral)
Lineage: Eukaryota; Metazoa; Cnidaria; Anthozoa; Scleractinia; Pocilloporidae
Product: neuronal acetylcholine receptor subunit alpha-7
Biological process (GO): monoatomic ion transmembrane transport
Cellular component (GO): membrane
Molecular function (GO): transmembrane signaling receptor activity; extracellular ligand-gated monoatomic ion channel activity
Source: RefSeq, a predicted model, not a curated record
GGAGAGAUCCCGAAUCGCAAGCGGGAUAGAGUGAGUUCGAAAAGUCGUCAGCUUCAAAGUUUCUAAGAUGAGUCGAGUUGCAGCACUUCUAAUGUGCGUCAAAAUACUAUCUUUUGUGGCAGGUUCUAUAGGUUCUACGAACUCUUCAUGGGAACAUCUUAUCCGACGGGACCUCCUCGACAAUUACGAUAGGAAAGUCCGCCCAGUGCUUAGAGGCAAAAAGAGCGUGAAAGUUCAAUUUGCUUUAAGAAUCGGCCGACUUGUCAAAGUGGAUAAUCAAGAACAGCUAGUUAUUCUGGACACUUGGGUCAUACAAAGAUGGGACAACGAAUUCUUAACUUGGAAUAUUAGUGAUUACGGAGACGUGGAUCGUGUUCAUUUUGAGCCCAGGGAAAUCUGGGUUCCUGAUAUAGCCCUGUUUAACAACGGUGACGAUGAUAUCAACUUGGCUGGUGGACCUAGCAAGUUUGUCACCGACGUUGCUGUAGAUCAUACAGGAAAGUGUUCUUGGGGUGGACCGGCAACAUUUAAAGUCAGUUGCAGAAUGAAGAUAGACCUGUGGCCAUUUGAUCAACAGGAGUGCCAACUUGCCUUUGGCUCGUUCAGUUAUGGAGAAAACCUUCUGAAGUUAAAUCUGUUUAAGGACCAAAGUAACUUUGCAACCCGUUUCGUUGAGAGUGGAGACUGGGAAAUCAAAAAUAUUACGGCCGCGAUAUCAAGCACUGAUCACGGCGACUGCUGCCCGUUUAACUUCAGCGAAGUUGUUUACACCUUAACCAUGGAACGAAAGUCACUGUACUAUAUGUUCUACCUCACUAUUCCUUCUGUUUUACUGACCGUCCUCGCACUAAGCAGCUUCCUAAUCCACGUUGAGAGUGGAGAACGUAUUGGCUUUGUGACAACGGUUCUCCUGGCCAUGACAGUGUUUCUGCUCGUUAUCCCAUCCUUCCUGCCUGUCACUUCGGACGGACUCCCAAUCCUGGGGGUCAAUCUCCAGGUCACUAUGAUCAUCAUAGCGUUAGUGUUGUUCGCCAACAUAUUUGUAGUGAGAGUGUAUUUCAAGGAAGGAACCCCCCCUGGCUGGAUCGAAAGAUUCUGCGACUUCUGCAACAUCAAGAAGGGGAAAAGGGUGAGGAGGAUAAAUGUAUCGCGGCCUAACAGUGGGUCUCAUGAGGCUCGUGGACGAUCCUCGGUAACAGUUAACGGUGUUGAGAUGAUGGAGUCAAAUGACAAGAACCCACCACUAGAUGACAGGAUAGACGAGGAACCAGAGUACACGUGGAAAAGAGUGGCUAAAAGAAUGGAUUACAUGUUUCUUCUGGUUUUCCUUAUCAUUGCGACUGUGGCAUAUAUUGUCACAUUUGUAUCACCGAUGUAGACCUCUAACAAGCCAUCCUAAAAUUGUCACAGUGACAAUAUUCCUUGAUGUGCUGUAAAUCGAAAGUUGAUGCUUGUAUCCUUGAUUUAGUUACAACUGAUCAGAGCGAGCAACUUUUCAUUAAAUUGACACAUAAGAAGAAGCUAUAGUAAAUGACAUAAUGUACCAAUCAAACCUGUAUCAUUAAGACCGCCGUGAUAUUUUCCCACGUGUUAAGUUAACUGUUUGCGCAUGCGUACGAAUCGUGUGUAUAUCUAUUUAUUUCAGCAGUACUUUUUGUAGUCACACAAGACGGAUUCUUCAUAACACAAUCAAAUAAAACGUGCAGAUCGUUCUCCGAUAUAAGGAUAAUAACUAACUGAAAAUGGCAACUAGGAUCCAUUUAGGUCGGCUGUAUUUCCAGCAAGUUAAAAAUCAGAAAUGAAUGUUCGGAUAUGUAACAUAUGUUGUUACGUCGCAUCGCCCACAGCGCAGUCUUUUGAAAUAGCCAUUCAUGCUCCAUAAUCGUUGUGGUACUUGGAAGAAAAUCAUUUCAUUAUUACCAUAUGUCAAAAUAUUAUCAAAUUAUUAAUCAAUCAGUUAAUGAUUCAUAUGACAACUUAGUUUUAUCAACUAAGUUCACAAAGAUAACUGAAUGAGUAAAGAGUUUCUAAAGCUGA